AGAGCCGUUUGGUUUUCUUUGGGCUCCAAAAUUUGGAGUUUUUGAAUCUUUACGUGGUUUUCGAUAGUUGGUAGGUUGGUCAUUGGCAAUGGAGGGAGGUGAUCUUUAUCAAGUAAGUAAUAGUUUAAGAGCAAACAGUUCGUCCAUAUGGAGGGACACUGGUAUCGACGUUUUCUCAAGAUCUUUCCGAGAAGAUGAUGAAGAAGCACUAAAAUGGGCAGCCAUUGAAAGACUUCCAACAUUUGCUCGUGUUAGAAAAGGUUUAUUGACCACAUCAAAUGGCGAGACAAGCGAAGUUGAUAUAUCUAAACUUGGGUAUGAAGAAAGGAAGAAUUUGAUGGGAAGGUUGAUCAAAGACACUGAAGAAGACAAUGAAAGUUUCUUGUUAAAGCACAGACAGCGCCUUGACAGGGUUGGUAUUGAAAUUCCCACUCUUGAAGUCAGAUUUGAGCAUCUAAGAGUUGACGCAGAAGCAUAUAUAGGAAGCAGGGCCUUGCCUUCAUUUUUCAGUUUCUUUAUCAAUAAACUAGAGAGCAUCUUGCAUCACCUGCAUUUGCUUUCUAGUAGAAAGAAACAUUUGUCUAUUCUUCGCAAUGUAAGUGGGAUCAUCAGGCCUAGCAGAAUGACUUUGCUUUUGGGUCCUCCAAGUUCUGGAAAAACCACUCUUUUGUUAGCAUUGGCAGGAAAGCUUGACCGUGAUCUAAAGUUUUCAGGAAAGGUGACAUACAAUGGCCAUGAUAUGAAUGAGUUUGUGGCACAGAGAACUGCUGCAUACAUCGGUCAAAAUGAUCUCCAUAUUCCAGAGCUGACAGUAAGAGAAACCUUGGCCUUCUCUGCAAGAUGCCAGGGGGUCGGACCACGCUACGAGAUGCUAGCAGAAUUGGCAAGGAGGGAAAAAGCUGCAAAUAUUAAACCUGAUCCUGAUAUCGAUGUCUUCAUGAAGGCAGCAUCCAUAGAGGGUCAAGAAACAAGUGUGAUCACAGAGUACAUUAUAAAGGUUUUGGGACUAGAAAUUUGUGCAGAUACUUUGGUGGGGGAUGAAAUGAUUAGGGGCAUUUCUGGAGGACAAAGGAAGCGAGUGACAACCGGUGAAAUGCUAGCUGGACCAGCAAAGCUACUUCUCAUGGAUGAGAUAUCCACUGGUCUGGACAGUUCAACGACAUACCAAAUUGUCAAAUCACUGAGGCAACUUAUUCACAUUCUGAAUGGAACUGCCUUUAUUUCUCUCCUUCAGCCAGCACCAGAGACUUAUGAACUCUUUGAUGAUAUCAUUCUCCUGUCUGAUGGCCAGAUUGUUUACCAGGGUCCCCGUGAACAUGUGCUUGAGUUUUUUGAAUCCAUGGGUUUCAAAUGUCCUCCAAGAAAGGGUGUAGCUGACUUCUUGCAAGAAGUUACAUCAAGGAAUGAUCAAAGACAGUAUUGGAUGCAAACUGACAGAGCCUACAGUUUCGUCACAGUGGACAACUUUGCGGAGGCCUUCCAAUCAUUCCAUGUGGGAAAAGGAUUGCAAGUUGAUCUUGCAACUCCAUUUGAUAAGACUCGAAGUGAUCCUACUCUUUUGACCACCGAGAAUUAUGGUCUUAAGAAGAUGGAGCUUUUCAAAGCUUGCUUCUCAAAAGAACUUCUGUUGAUGAAGAGGAAUUCAUUUGUAUACAUCUUCAAGCUCGUACAGAUCGUACUGAUGGCAGUGAUAGGAUCAACUGUCUUUCUGAGGACUGAGAUGCAUAAGAAGACUGAAAUUGAUGGAGUAAUUCAGAUGGGGGCUGUGUUCUUCUCUGUAUUUAUGAUCAUGUUUAAUGGAUUAGUAGAGCUCGGCUUCACUAUUUUCAAGCUUCCAGUCUUCUUCAAGCAAAGAGACAACUUAUUCUAUCCUGCAUGGGCAUAUGCCCUUCCUACAUGGAUUUUGAAGAUUCCUAUAUCAUUCAUAGAGGUUGGCAUCUGGGUAGCGAUCACCUAUUAUGUCAUGGGCCUGGAUCCCGAUAUUUUCAGGUUUUUAAAGCAGUUUCUUUUGCUGGUGCUGACGAACCAGAUGGCUUCUGCAUUAUUUCGAUUAAAUGCAGCGUUGGGUAGGGAGUUGACUAUUACUAGCACAUUCUCAUCAUUUUCAUUGCUUGUUCUUUUUGCGAACUGUGGAUAUGUCUUGUCACAAGAUGAGGUUAAGAAAUGGUGGAUCUGGGGUUAUUGGAUAUCACCUAUGAUGUACUCACAGAAUGCAAUAGUAAUUAAUGAAUUCCUUGGAGAGAGCUGGAAUCAUGUUAUCCCGUCAACAGCAGAACCUCUGGGAGUUUUGGUUUUAAAGUCUCGCGGGUUCUUUACAGAAGCGUACUGGUAUUGGAUAGGAGUAGGCGCAUUGGUGGGAUUCAUAUUAGUAUUCAAUUUCUGUUAUACUCUCGCUCUCACAUAUCUCAACGCCUUGGAUGAAUCCCGGUGUGUAAAGUCAGAAGCUCAAAGCAAUGAAGAUGAUGAUAGAAGUGAAGGAGAGGCUCAAUUGCUGCCCCAGGGAACUGCAGAACUAUUGAGGUCAAAAGCUGAGUCAGAUACAAUACGAGACAGGAAAAAGGGCAUGAUUCUUCCAUUUCAACAACACUGCAUUACCUUUGAGGAGAUUACAUAUGCGGUAGAUAUGCCACAGGAAAUGAAAGCACAGGGUGUGACUGAAGAUAGAUUGGUGCUUUUGAGGGGGGUAAGUGGUGCUUUCAGGCCUGGUAUUCUCACUGCCCUGAUGGGUGUUAGUGGAGCUGGUAAAACCACUUUGAUGGAUGUCCUAGCUGGUAGGAAAACUGGAGGAUACAUUGAGGGAAGCAUAAAAAUUUCUGGGUUUCCCAAAAAGCAAGAAACUUUUGCUCGUAUGUCUGGAUACUGUGAGCAAAAUGACAUCCAUUCCCCUUAUCUUACGGUCUAUGAGUCGUUGCUCUACUCUGCUUGGCUUCGGUUAGCUCCUGAAGUGAAUACUGAAACCAGAAAGAUGUUCGUGCAGGAAGUCAUGGAGCUCGUUGAACUAACCCCCUUGAGGCAAGCUUUAGUUGGCCUGCCAGGUGUAAGUGGUUUGUCUAUCGAGCAGCGCAAGAGGCUAACCAUUGCAGUUGAGCUAGUGGCCAAUCCCUCAAUCAUUUUCAUGGAUGAGCCAACUUCAGGGCUUGAUGCAAGAGCUGCUGCAAUUGUUAUGAGAACAGUUAGGAACACAGUGGACACUGGAAGGACAGUUGUAUGUACCAUCCAUCAACCAAGCAUUGAUAUAUUUGAAGCUUUUGAUGAGCUAUUAUUAUUGAAGCAAGGAGGACAAGAGAUAUAUGUUGGGCCACUGGGUCACAAUUACUGUGACUUAAUAAAGUACUUUGAGGGAAUUGAUGGAGUCAGCAAAAUAAAAGAUGGCUAUAACCCAGCAACUUGGAUGUUAGAACUUUCCACUCCUGCGCAGGAGAUGGCUUUGGGGGUUGAUUUUGCUGAUUUAUACAAAACUUCAGAACUGCACAAGAGAAAUAAAGCACUUAUUGAACAACUGAACGUGCCUUCUCCUGUUUCAAAGGAACUUCAUUUUCCCACUCGGUACUCGCAGUCAUUUUUCUCCCAAUUCUUGGUUUGCUUAUGGAAACAACGAUGGUCAUACUGGCGAAAUACAUCAUACACUGCAGUAAGAUUUUUCUUCACGACUGUCAUAGCCUUAAUGAUCGGAACAAUGUUCUGGAAAAUUGGCUCCAAGAGAUCAAGGCAUCAAGACCUCUUUAAUUCAAUGGGUUCUAUGUAUGUUGCUGUUCUCUUUCUUGGGUUCCAAAAUGCUGCAAGUAUACAGCCAGUCGUGAACGUUGAGCGAACCGUCUUUUACAGGGAAAAAGCUGCUGGAAUGUAUACACCUAUGGCCUAUGCUUUUGCACAGGUUGUCGUUGAGCUCCCAUAUAUCUUUGUGCAAGCAGUGACUUAUGGCACCAUCGUUUAUUCAAUAAUGGCAUUCGAAUGGACUGCUGCUAAAUUCUUAUGGUACAUAUUCUUCAUGUAUUUCACAUUGCUGUACUUCACCUUUUUCGGCAUGAUGUCUGUGGCUAUAACACCAAACUUCCACAUUGCUGGAGUCAUUUCUACUGCAUUUUAUGCAAUUUGGAAUCUCUUUACAGGAUUCUUAGUCCCACACACGAAAAUUCCUGUAUGGUGGAGGUGGAACUAUUGGAUUUGUCCACCGGCUUGGACCUUGUAUGGAUUGGUGGUAUCCCAGUAUGGAGAUGGAAAGGAUGUUCUUGCAACUGGAGAAACUACAAAGCAAUUCUUGAAAAAUUAUUUUGGUUUCAGGCAUGAAUUUCUAGGCGUGGUGGCUGCUGUGAUUGUUGGAUGGGCACUGCUUUUUGCUUUUUUGUUCUCAGUUUUCAUCAAAUUGUUCAAUUUUCAAAAGCGAUAG
Molecule: messenger RNA, 4387 nt
Organism: Durio zibethinus
Lineage: Eukaryota; Viridiplantae; Streptophyta; Magnoliopsida; Malvales; Malvaceae
Source: RefSeq, a predicted model, not a curated record